Echinococcus granulosus is the source of this 2640-nucleotide messenger RNA. Its product is annotated as Protein dopey-1. Gene Ontology annotation, biological process: Golgi to endosome transport. The record is from RefSeq and is a predicted model, not a curated record. Bases 1 to 2640 code for a protein of 879 amino acids. Gene Ontology annotation, cellular component: trans-Golgi network; endosome. NCBI's taxonomy places the organism in Eukaryota, Metazoa, Platyhelminthes, Cestoda, Cyclophyllidea, Taeniidae. The transcript has 20 exons.
AUGACCUCAUGUGGCUACUCUCCUCUUCCCCCUCAGGGCGGCUCCACUAGUGUUUACAGUCGCGUUGUGUGUCUAUGCUACUUUUUAUCCAUCAGUAGCAUGGGUCUACCACUAACUCUACGUCAAUGUGCCCUCGUCAGCCUCAUUAGCGGUGCACGUUGGGGCUACCAGGAGUGUGAAAAUAAGAGCGGGCGCUACGUUAGUCUCUCUAGCGAUCCCAGCAACCCCGAACGACCAGUAGCGUUGCUAAAGGCGUCCCAAGCCGUAAAAACUCUUCGAAACCUUCUGCGAUCGCCACCGGCUUCUUUGGCACUCGCCUUUACUCUAGAUCUGUCCCAUGGUGAGGCCGCGGUAUCCUCGCCUGUUGAAGAAACUCUACCUCCGCAGAUUAUGCAGUCGUCACUAUUGCACUUCCUAUACACGUGGAUAGUCACUACUGGUGGGAUUGGGUUCGGCUCCUUCCAAUCGGCGAGCGUUCAAGAUUUUCUGCGCGACGUCGUUCCUCUGACAUCAAUCUCGGCCGCCAUUUCAACCACUUCUGGUCUAGGAACUGCUAUCACUUCUCCCAUCUCCGUUUUUGUAAUCUUCAACGAAGUUAUUAUUACACUGGCCAACAAGGAUGAAAAACGUGAUCAGAAGGAUCUACAGGACAUUUGCCAGCGUCUAAUGGAAGCCACCGCCUCCAUAGCCGGCACAGCACUAGAACAGGCCACAUGGUUCCGUCGUGGUCUCCAGGUCCGUACUGUAGCUGCCACAGCAAUGCCAACGGCUUCUGCGGUUGAUAUAUCGGGUGGCCUUCGUCCACCUGACUUUAUACACCCCGUGGCCUCAGAUUCAGCUCUGGUGGAAGUCAAAGUCAAUGGUAACACACCACCCAGCGCACUGCAUGGCUCGCAGGAGCUCCGUUCUUCUGUUCUCGUUGAAUUCGCCCUCAUUUUCUUUCAACCUGAGCUAAAAGGUAGCUUGAUUAUGGUGGACGAUUUUGGCAUUGAUCCCCAAAUGAGUUCUGUGUCGUGCGACGAACCUGAGUUGAGACCAAUGCGGUGGCUAGUGAUGAGCUUAAUUGAUAGCAAGGGUGCCACACAUUCUCAACCUAUGCACGAAUUAGAGGACUAUAGAAUAGGUUUUUCGAUGGACCGUGACCAUCGGGAUUCAGCUUCAAUGUAUGCCUCGCUGAAAGAGGACCUGCCUGUUUUAGCCCUCAGGAUGCUUGCUGAGCACAUGGCAGUGUUCUUUGAUGUGGUCUACAAGAGUGAGGAGAAGGAUCGCGUGCCAUCUGCUCUUAAUAAUGGCAUUCUUGCCAACAUUCUGCCCUUCUUGAAGUCGCACAACAUCGCCAACGCCUGUCACUACACAGCAGCAAGCCAGGUACUGGCCUCGUUGAGCUCUUACCAAUUCACCCGCCGUGCCUGGAGACGCGAGGUCUUUGAACUCUUUAUCGACUCUACCUUCUUCCAGGCCACCGCACCGGCUCUCCACAGUUGGUGCGCUGUGGUGGACAAUCUCAUGACACAGGAGAAGAAUACCUUUAAGGAAGCUCUUGCCCGUCUGACCGUGUCACAGGGUACAGGACUGAACAUUUUCACCAGCAAGGAGGCUGAGUACGAACAACGUGCAGCACACCUCAAGAAGAUUAAUUUCAUCGUCUUCUCCAGUGAGUGCGAACAGUACUCGCGUUUCAUCUCAGACAUUCUCGAACGACUAACGGACAGCCUCCGUGCGAUGACAGAUGUGAACGUGCCGAUUCUCACUCAAAUCUUCCUCUGCACUCGUGUCCUUAUCGCGAGGAUUUCAGCGGACUCCCUUGCCUCGCUGUGGUUCAUUGUCAUUCCGGAACUGGUGAACGUAUUCCGGAUAUUCUCAGAGCGAUGCAACGGCGGAUCCAAGAAGCAUUCGGCAUUGAGCUUUGACCAUCUGCAGAAACUGCCCCAGUCCCAAUUGACCAUCCUUCUAUCUGCCUGCAAACUGCUUGCAACAAUCCUCCUACUUCCUGAAUCCAUUAUCCCUCAACUUCUCUUUCAUCGUUGGGUGUUCAUUAAUCAUCGAGCGGAUGGAAGAUCCAAGGGAGAAGAGGUGGAGAGAAGCGAAUUAAACUCUGCUUUCCAACCUCUCAUGAGCCAAAUCUCGUCCGGUUUAACUUCAUCUGUGCGAGUAGAUUUUGCGGGCUCGGAUGUUACGCCUGUAUUGGCAAGAGAGGUCGUUCAACGUCACCUGCCGUUGCAUUAUUUUCUCUUUCACACUGAUCCACGACUGCUUUGGAGCCACUCGCGAAACGGGAAUGAGGAUGACAUGCCGAAUUUGCAUCACGAAGAGAAGUUUCCCGAUUUCAGCAGUCGCUGUGCAUCUCGUGCAUUGCGUGUAAAUGAAUCCUCCUUUGAAAUACUUGAGAAGAUGAUCUAUCAAGGUGAAAACCAAACUUACAGUACUCAAUUACUGUCGAUGACAAGCGCGUGCUACUUCAUUCUCUCUCUCAAGAACGUGACCACAUUCGAGCCUCUUGAACUCUUCUUUAGAAGUCUCGGAGAAAAGCGUACCGUCUUGGAGACGUCCAGCGAAGUCUUUGACGAAGGUACGUUGAGUCAAGUGCUGGAGGUGUCACUGUUCAACGAGUUCCCUGAGUCCAUGGCAGCCUCAAAGUGA